Debaryomyces fabryi is the source of this 804-nucleotide messenger RNA. It is a transcript of the gene RGS2, whose product is annotated as GTPase-activating protein. Lineage: Eukaryota; Fungi; Ascomycota; Pichiomycetes; Serinales; Debaryomycetaceae. The record is from RefSeq and is a predicted model, not a curated record. The transcript has a single exon. The coding region runs from base 1 to 804 and encodes 267 amino acids.
AUGUCAAACUAUAGGAUAUUUCCUAUAAGUGAACCAGACAUAGCUAUAACUCAUAGGAAUAAGGAAAUACCUUGCGAAUAUUUAAUAUUGGAUGAAGAAAAGAGCCAGAAUGUGCCUAGCCUAGAGGACAUAAUUAAUGAUAAAAGUGUUGGUCCGUUUAAUAGACGAAAUUUGGUUCAAUAUUUGUCAAACAGUCAUUGCCUUGAAAAUUAUGAAUUCGUAGUGUUCAUGAAUAAAUUUUUGGCUGAAACAAGGAGUGUGGAGAAGAAGAACGCAUGGCAAUAUAUCAUGAUGACUUUCGUGCUAGAGGAUGCCCUCAAAGAGAUUAACCUACCAUGCAACGUAAGAAAUGGGCUUUUGGAAUGCGAAGGGGAGUUUCCGAGCGAAGAUUUGGCGUUGAAGGCCAAGAUGAUAAUCUACGAUCUUCUCUGCGAUUCGUACCACGAGUUUGUCAAGUUGAUGAAGCUCCAGAUACAAGCAGACUGCUACAAGCAUAAGCCCCAAGGGUGUAGCAGAGAAGCUGGAGAGUUAGAAAACCACGAAAUAUGCUACAGACCUAAAGGACACAGUUUUGCGUUCGAGCUGUUCUCGCCAUUGUCAUCUUCGCAUGCGGUAGAAUUCGACGACGCCGACGUGAAUGAAAUAACCCAUACUAACAGCAUGGGUACAUCUAGGCACAACAGCACCGGAUCUAGAGGGUCGUCUAUCGGAUCUUUGGUAGAUUCUCUCAAGAAUAACGAUUUAGUCAAUUGGAGAAAAACCGUCAAAAAGCUCAAGAUUAGACGAUUUCUGAAUGAAAUAUGA